Penicillium argentinense is the source of this 225-nucleotide messenger RNA. RefSeq lists its product as uncharacterized. Bases 1 to 225 code for a protein of 74 amino acids. Lineage: Eukaryota; Fungi; Ascomycota; Eurotiomycetes; Eurotiales; Aspergillaceae. The transcript is spliced from 2 exons. The record is from RefSeq and is a predicted model, not a curated record.
AUGAAGCCCGGAGCAGUUUUGUCCGUGAUACAGCAUCUCGUGCCACAUGAGCUUGGAGGCCGCUCUGCACUGAGGCUCGACACCGAUCGGUCUCAUCUGCAGAAGGCCGUCCACAGCGUAAUGUCCGUCUGCCAUCCUCCCUUCCUCACACGCCGUAACGACAAGCGCCGAACACCUGCAAUUCCUCGCUUCAGUCUUCACAUACAUUUGGUUCCUAUUCCGUGA